CGGCAGAAGUGACGUUACGCUGCUUCAUGCAUUUAUCUGGGUUAAAAAAAAUGAUGAGGAUGAUGGUUGUGCUAAUACUGGCUCUGGCUCAGUGUGAGACAAACUCUGACAGCUACGAUGCAGACGAGGAAAGGUUCAUGACAGGUGCCCGUGCUUUGGAAGACCACACAGGUGCACCUGAGGAAAGGUUCACGACCGGUGCCCGUGCUUCGGAAGAUCACACAGGUGCACCUGAGGAGAGAUCCACAGCAGGUCAUGCACGUUACUUACAGAGAAAUACAAAUCUGGCACUCAAAACGUUGUCAGCGCCAUGUGUUUUAGCCCACCUGUCUCCAGAAUUUCCUGAUGGACUAGCUGGUCAAGACAUCCACAGAAACAAUAAAGAAAUCAACAAAACGUUCACACUUUUCCUAAAAUAUAACAGCUUGAAAUAUUUCCAACUCACCCACGCGGUUAAGAAAAGAAAACAGAAUGUCUUCACGGCAUUAAAAACUUCAGUGAAGACGGGUGAAACUCCUGAGUUAUCUCUUAAUGACGUAGAAGAGGACAAGUCUGAGGUGCAACUGAAGAAGGUUAGCGAGGAUGUGCAGGUGAUAGUGAACGCCAGGGAGACUGCUGGUCACCUCCAGCACUUCUGGCGCAGCACUGGUCUAUGCCCACCAUCUCCCCACACCUCCGCUCGUCCCUUCCUGCUCAGUCAAGACGAGACUCUCAACUUGGCAUUGAUUGGCACUUUGCCUCACGGCGCUGUGGCACAGGUCCGCGUACACUGGCUGCUGGAUUUAGUACAAGGAAGCUUAGAAAACGGGUUUCCGAGGUACGACUUCAGUCAACUGGACUCACUACUUGACCACCUUCACAACUACCACCUGCGUCCAGGCUUGGAGCUCAUGGGCAACCCAGGUAACCUCUUCACUGACAUGGAGAACCACACUCAGGUCAUCUGGUGGAGGGACCUGGUAGCUCACACCGCACGCAGAUACAUCGGUCGUUACGGGCUGGAGUGGGUGUCCUCCUGGCUGUGGGAGACCUGGAACGAACCUGACCACCACGAUUUCGACAAUCUGAAUUUCACGCUCCAAGGGUUCCUCAACUACUUCGACGCGUGUAGCGCCGGCCUGAAGGAAGUAUCCGAGAGUCUUGUGCUUGGUGGCCCCGGGGGGUCUUGUCACCCCCCUAACUUCUUCACCUUCUGCUGGGCAAUUCUUCAACACUGCCACAAUGGCUCAUCCUACUUCACCCCAGGAAAACCUCCUACGAUUGACUUCAUCUCUUUUCACAAGAAAGGUUCUAGCGAGGCUGACUCCAUCCUGGACCAGGAGCUGGAUACCAUCAACACCAUCACUACCAACUAUCCCAGUCUACGACACCUACCUAUGGUGAAUGACGAAGCUGACUUCCUGAAGGGUUGGUGGCGAGGGUUGGAGUGGAGGGCAGACGCCAGGUAUGCCGCUCUAGUCGUCCGCUCUGUGUACAUACACCAGCUGGCUCAGACAACACUCCCGCACAUCAACCUCAUCAGCUUUGAUAACGCCUUCCUCAACUACCGUCCCAGCUUCUUCGAGCAACGCACUAUGAUGGCCAGGUUCCAGAUCAACUGCACCACGCCGCGGCAAGUGCAACUGGUGAAGAAGCCAGCCUACACUAUCAUGGGGCUGUUGUCUCUUCUGGGAGACCACUACUUGACCACCAUACUCCGUGGUCUCAGCCAUCCACGACUUUCUGUCAUUUCAUCGUGUCGUCGCUGCCAAUUACCAUCUAUCCAGACGACGACACGCAUUAAGGGAACACCAGAGCGACAUACAUGGAAGAAUGUUAACAGAAACGGUGAGGUAAAACGGAAGUCGGAAGAGGCCAACGGGAGAUGGGAAGCAACAGUAGUGCUGUCGCUCUCCAACGGGAGUGAGAGCUCCACGAGGGAGACGCUGACGGCGAGGGUGUCCCUGGCUCUCCCUCGGCACCUCCUGGGAGAGGAGUUGUUCGUGGUGUCAUACCAGCUGGGGCUUGGCCAGCUGGGGCCCUACCAGGCCUGGCUUGACCUUGGGCGACCCCAGGAGCCAACCCGACACCAGCUGGCUUAUAUGAGGUCAUUUGAGGGUGCUGACCGUAGUGGUCCACACAAGGUGUUGGUCACCAGACCUAACCUGAGCUGGUGGGUGAGGCUAACACUGCCGGAUGUGAGGGUCAUCACGUUUGUGUCAGGCUCAAAGUCCUCGGGCCAGGGCAUUACGUCACCUUCAUACAUUCACAUCGUUGUUUGGGUGUGCGGCGGCGCUUAUCGCACAUCGUUGUUGGGUGGCGGGGGCGCUCAUCAGCACAUCGUUGUUGGGGGUGCGGCGGCGCUUACUCAGCACAUCGUUGUUGGGUGUGCGGCGGCGCUCACUCAGCACAUCGUUGUUGGGUGGCGGGGGCGCUUACUCAGCACAUCCUUGUUGGGUGUGCGGCGGCGCUCACUCAGCACAUCGUUGUUGGGUUGCGGCGGCGCUCCCCUCAGCAAAAUCCGUUGUUGGGUGUGCGGCGGGGGUCACUCAGCCAUCGUUGUGGGUGGGGAAACGGGGGGGCGGGCUCACUUUAGCACAUCGUUUUUGGGUGCGGCGGCGCUCACUCGCACAUCGUUGUUGGGUGCGGCCCGGGGUCCUCAGCACACGUUGUUGGGUGUCGGCGGCGCUCACUCAGACAUCGUUGUUGGGUGUGCGGCGCGCUCACUCAGACACAUUCGUUGUUGGGUGGCGGCGGCGCUCACUCGCCAUCGUUGUUGGGUGUGCGGCGGGCCAAUCAGCACAUCGUUUUUGGGUGUGCGGCGGGUCCACUCGCACAUCGUUGUUGGGUGUGCGCGGCGCUUAUCAGACCUCCAGGUGACGCACAGCCUAAAUGAUCCACGUGUAGUCGAUAGGUUUGAAAUGAGAGGAAGCAUGUUAAAAGUGCCAGAUCGGACAGGCUGUGAUGACUGUGUAGGCCUACUGGUCGCUAGCAGGAGGAGCCUGGUUGACCUGGUAGACAAUAAGGUAGUCUGUCCUCAGACCGAGCUGCAAGGGUAUAUAUAUAGAAAGACUUGA
Molecule: messenger RNA, 3056 nt
Organism: Cherax quadricarinatus
Lineage: Eukaryota; Metazoa; Arthropoda; Malacostraca; Decapoda; Parastacidae
Source: RefSeq, a predicted model, not a curated record